Messenger RNA from Zea mays, 846 nucleotides. RefSeq lists its product as uncharacterized. Lineage: Eukaryota; Viridiplantae; Streptophyta; Magnoliopsida; Poales; Poaceae. The record is from RefSeq and is marked provisional. Gene Ontology annotation, biological process: protein import into mitochondrial matrix. Gene Ontology annotation, cellular component: TIM23 mitochondrial import inner membrane translocase complex.
CACCACCAACAAGGCAGCAGCCGAACACCAAACAAGGCAGCAGCCGCCACCACUUCAUUGCGCGAAUCGGAGCCCGUGGCCGUCGCCUCCGCCUUCGCGAUUCGCCGCCGUUGCCCACGAGCGAGGCUUCCUCCUCUUCGUCGCCGCCGUCGCAGGAGGGGAAAGAGGAUAAACUGCCAUGGCGGGCAGGCUUCUCGCGAAUCUAAUCGUCAUGGGCGGAACCGUGGUUGGCAGGGCCAUGCUCCAGGCCUACCGCCAGGCCAUCGUCAAUGCAAACAAAACUGGAGCUGCCCAAGAAGCUAUAAAUGGUAUUAGACGGGCUAGCAAGGCCAUGACUGAGCAAGAAGCCCGGCAAAUUCUUGGUAUCAGUGAAAAUUCGACGUGGGAAGAGAUUGUCCAGAAGUACGACACAAUGUUUGAGAGGAAUAACAAAAACGGCAGCUUCUAUCUCCAGUCAAAGGUUCAUAGAGCGAAAGAAUGCCUGGAACCUUUAUAUCAAAAGCCUGAUGUACUGAACUGAGAUUUUGCAGACGCCCUAGCUUCUGUUUGAAGCGGUAUGCCUAAUUGAUCGAUUUAUUAGUGUGCUCAGAGAUCAACGUUCAGUUUAUUGAUCGGUUUGCCAAUGCGCCCAGAGAUCAACGUUCAGUUUUGAGUUAUGUGUUGGGCGCAUCAGGUUGGUUCCUUGUAAUGCCAGAAUAAUGUUUAACAAACAUACCGAAUUUUGGCUGAUUCUCAUUGGCAACGUCUCAGUCACUGGUUUUAAUUCAUAGUAUGUUAUUUCACACUUUGUCAACCAAGCAACACUUUGAAACUUUUUGUCGAUAAUAAAUGGUUCGGUUCGUUCAU